UUACUAGAGUUUCCUUGUUGACAAACAUGUGACAUACCAAAUGUGGUUAGACUAAUGGAAUGCUGCUUUGGCCCAGUUUCAUUCUUCUUUAGGUGGCCUCUUGGACUCAUUAUCAUGAUAUUCUGCAUUUGGAUUUUGACCACUCUGAGUUGGAUUCUGACUGGGGUUAAUUUCUUCUUUCACAAUUUUGCAGAAGACACUUGCAAGGCAUUGGAAGAUUUUCAGCAGAGUCCUCAAAACAGUAGCCUGCAAUCUGCAGUUCCUUGUGCCAAGCCCACAACUUCCAACACAUUGUUGGUCCAAAUUGGUUACACUGUCCACAACUACAUGUCUCAGAUUAACUCCAAACUUGCUGACCUCACAGCGGUGGUGUCAACCGAAACCCAACGCGAUUCGCGAGCUUGGGAAAUCUGUAACCCCUUUGCUGGUGCACCUAAUUACACCUUCGUCCCUGAUCAAUGCCCCCAGAAUUCCAUACCCGUUGGAAACUUGCCAAAUAUCCUCUCGCGGUUCACGUGCUACAAAUCGUCGCGAAAUUGUGAGAGGGAGGGGAAAUUUCUCCCUGAGGCGAUAUAUGACCAAUGCAAGGCAUACAGUGAGUCUCUGCAAGACCUGAUAGACAUAUUCCCAGAUUUGGUGAGCCUGAUUCAGUGCUCCCAGGUAAAACAAGCAUUCUCAGACAUUGUUCGGUUCCAAUGCAAGCCGUUCCGAAAAGCUGCACUGCAACUAUGGUCUUCCAUGUUGUCUCUCUCCAUUUGUUUAGUCUUCCUGACAUUGUUGUGGUCUGCAAAAGCUUAUCAGGACAAGGGGAAGUCUUUCUCUCCGUGCUCUAUCGUCCCGGAACGCGUUUAAGGAUUCUUUCAUUUGUUCUGUUCAUAGGUUGUUUAAUUAGAUCAUCUUUUUUUCCCUGGCCUGGAGUUCAAGAAAUGCUCCUGUAGGCUAGAUUCAUGGUUAAGUUACAACUUAGCUUAGGUUAUACAUAUAUAGUUGCAGAAGAAUCUGAGAAUGUGUGUAUAUGCAUAUAUACUUUGAUUUGAAUAUGGCAGUGUUGAAGAAUUCAACUUGCUGUUUGUCAAGUAAAUAAAACUUUGUGUACCUA
Molecule: messenger RNA, 1099 nt
Organism: Cuscuta campestris
Lineage: Eukaryota; Viridiplantae; Streptophyta; Magnoliopsida; Solanales; Convolvulaceae
Source: the annotation of a GenBank genome assembly